CUUAGCUGGACUUAUCCGCGCUAUGCCUCUCGCCGAUGGAUCCGAGGCCUGCAUGACUUUGUUCCAGCAUUUACGCAAUGAUCAACUGUCCACGGAACAACGAAGAGCCACAUCGGAUGUUAUACAAAGUGUCUACGUGACGAUUGAUUUCCUCGCGGAGGACCCAUGACCGAGCUAUAUCGUUUGCGCGACAUUCAAGACUGGGAACUCGUGCAGGAUGCACUCACGACGGUCUACGCACAUGAUGACCCUGUAUCCACCAUCCAAAUCAUGACAACCGUCCUGGCCAUAUGCACGUUGUCCGUCAGAAACUGCCACACAUUGCCAGCCGAGCCGUCGAGGGGAGCUUACCUGGCCGACAUGCUCCACCGAUUCGACGAGCACUUGGCUACCCUCCGCCGCGAGGAGAUGCGAGACGCUGUGCAAGACCUCUCUCCCGCGGCCAUAUACAGACUCGAUUGGGUGUUGUGUCGCAUGUCCGCCUGGGACAUCUAUGGAUUCUUGAGUAUGACCGGUAUUUACCGGGAUGCCACGAUAUCGACAAAUCACAUCGCGCGGCGACUCCAGUGGCUGCUGGGAUGCAAUGAUUGGACGCCGCCAGGGACGGUCCAAGGGUUUCGCGUUCGCUUGCAAUUACACGUGGAGGGGACACAAUGGUGCCUAGAACAAGAUCAAGGGAUAGACCAGAAAAACUGGGACUCAGAAGGAUGGCUCGAAUGCGCUCCAGAUGAGCCCGAGAGCGAAGGCGAUCGACGCGCUGACUCCUCGCAGGCGGCUGGCCCAGGGCCUACAUCGGAAGCUGUGGACGAGCAGGACUCACCGGAGUCGCGCAUGGACAGUCUGAAGCGAUCUAUAACGCGUGUCAUCCGUGGUGUCUGGCGAAAAUUCAGAGGGACUGCAGCGCAGGAGCCCGACGUUGAGAUGCGAGCCGUGGACACUAGCCCGAGCGCAGCACCUGCAACGGACGCCGCACUGCCAGACAUCAGCGACGCCCCGCCGAUGACCGCUACGACGCUCGACGAAUCGCCGCAAGGGCAGAACGCGGAUCUGAUCGGGCAGACGCAGCCGCUAGAGGCCACCGAACCGCGCGCAGACGACUCGGGUGCCGCACGCGGAGUAGCUGAGCACGGCGCGGACGCGGACGCGGACGAAGGUCGUCAGGGCGGACUCGUAAGCGCGGCCGAGCACGCAGAUGAAGAUCAAGGCGGCGACGUGCGUCCGAGUCAGGAGGGAUUAACUGCACCAUACGACGCGCCUACGCAACUGUCCAAGUCGCACUGCGAGCCAUGCAGCCAGAGUCAGAACGAUGGCUGAUUCGGAGGACGGAGGAUGGUGGCAUCGACGUCACGGUGUACGUCGCGGACAGCAUGCAUCGACUUUUGACGAACCGUGACGGUGAUGGAUGAAUCUCUCG
This is a messenger RNA of Fomitopsis serialis, 1414 nucleotides long. RefSeq lists its product as uncharacterized. The record is from RefSeq and is a predicted model, not a curated record. The transcript is spliced from 6 exons. Lineage: Eukaryota; Fungi; Basidiomycota; Agaricomycetes; Polyporales; Fomitopsidaceae. The coding region runs from base 166 to 1314 and encodes 382 amino acids.